AUUGGCCGGAGGUGAAAUGGCGAGCCAAUUGGAGUGGCGGAUGAAGCGAGGUGGAGUAUGGCGGAGAAGCAUCUCGAUACAGGCACCAGCCUAAAAGAUUAGCUUUUAUAUGUAGAAAAAAAAAGGCCUAUAAUAGUAAGAAUAAAUUACCAUCGAAACUAUAACGUCAGUCACAUGACAUUUCAUCGACGGAAUGUUCGCUAACUGUCACAGCGCCUUACGUUAAGUUGGAAAAACUUCGUAUAAACGCAACCUCCGCCAUGUUGAAGCUGAACUUCUGGAGGGAGAAAGACAAACCAUUCAAACGCAUUGCCCAUGGUUUGGUUCCUGCCGCCUCCAUUGCCCCCAAGGCUGCUGUGCCGCGUACCCCACCCCCGCGCAGCCCCGCCUCCUCACCCGAGAGACCCAGAUCAGCCUUAGCGGCUGCCAUUUUGUCUUCAUCGCUGACCGGACAGACAUGGGCACUCCCGCCGGCCCGUGCCCGCUCGUUCUCCGAGAGUGACCAAUCAGAGUCCUUGCUUUCUGAGCACAUCAGCACAGCGAUCUACACGCGUGAUCGAUGGUCAGAAGGCUUUGUCCUUCGUCCACGUCUGUCGUCCUUUGACCACUCCGAAGAGGAGAUGCAGCACCAGGAGGCAGAGGAAGAGGUGGAGGAGGAUAAAGGAGGAAGCAUGGAGGAGAAGGAAUAUGUCUACCAAACUCUGGACAGGCAGAAGAAGUUUUCAGACACUGGAGCGACAGUCUACGCUUUGCCGUUAAAACACUUGAUGAGUUCGCCCCGGUCGAGUCCGAUGUUGGCCAGCAGGGAAUCUUCUCGAGAAUUCCAGAGUGAAAAUGUCAUUGGAGCCAGCAAAAGCAAGAAGAAGAGGACAAAAGACUCAACAAGCCAUAGAGAAGAUCGGCCAUCCACCAGCCAGUCCAAAGAGCCAAAAGCAAGGAGGUGCCCAUCUCGUGAGACAAGCAUCGUGACCGAGGACGGGGAAGCAGUGAAGGCCCUAAAGGAUAAGAACGCCAUGCUGGAAGAGAAGCUGCGACACUUGGAAGAGGAAGUCAAUCGCGGGGGGGCCCAGCCAAUCAGAACCUCGGCUACAAGCAUGCAGGCAGAGCUGUGGGAUGCGAGGCAGCAGGCGCAGGAGCUGGUGGACGAAAACGAUGCCCUCAAACGCAGCGUCCAUCGUCUCAGCAUGGAGCUCAGUGCCUACCAGACCAAAUACAGGCCGCUCAGCAAGCAGGAGAGCUCUAGAUUAAGCAGCCUACCAAAGACGGGUUCUCCUCCUCCAUGGCUGGUGGACAUGAAGUAUUUGUCUCCUCUGAUGUUGGCCUACGAGGACAUGUUGAAUGACAAAGAGACUCUCCUGCGCACUGCUGAGGAGGAGGUGAGGAAGCUUCGGGUACAUGUGGAGGAGGUGGUGAAGGAAAACGAGAGGUUUCACUGUCAAAUGGCCAAGAAGACCGAAGGCUUUAGUCAGGAGGACUGCAAUCAAGUUCAGCAGCAGGCCUUGCUGGUGUUGCAGGAGAAUCAGCUGCUGAUUGAGCAGAUGGAAGCUCUGAAUGCUAAAAACGAGGACGAGCACAGCAAACGCCUUUCUGAAGUGUCCCGAGCAUCCAAGCAGCUAAUACUGCUCGAGGCAGAAAACCAGCGUUUGCGGGAGGAAGCGGACAAGAGUAGAAGGGAGGCGCGCGAAAGCGAAAGGGAGGCCCUCGCUCAAAGAACCCGCCUCAAGGACGCCAUCACCUGGGAGGAGCACUGCAGCAUCGCUGUGAAGCUCAGGCGGCAGCUGGAACAGGAGCAGAGCAGGAACAAAAAUGAGGCAGACGAGGCACACGUCCUGCGCUAUCAAAAUCAAAGUCUGCAAGCGGACAAAACCAAACUGAUGGCAGCUGUGGAGAGGAUACAGGCGGAGCUGAAGAGCUGCAGACAAGCCAAUAGGAGGACGGAGAGGCGUCUGAUUGCGCUGAAGCAGCAGAAGGAUGAGUGCGUCCUGAAGGAGGGCAAGACGCGCACAUACCUGGAAGCUGUCGUUUCCGUGGCGGAUCACAUCUCCCAGGAGCGUGACCAACUUCUACACAUGGCCUCCAUACUCCAGCAGGAAAAGCAAGGAUUCAUUGGCAGUAUCCUGAGCGGCACCGUCCGAUUUGGGAAGCUGCAGGAGCGUGUCAAGGUGUACCGCAGGCUGGCGUCCAGCCGACUGGCAGCGCUGGAGGAAGCGGCAGCGGGGAAGGCAGCCUCUCAUCACAGGGAGAUGGUCCACCUCCAGAGGCUGCUGGGAGAGAGGCAGCAGGCAGAGGAGAGGCUGCUGCAGUCCAAACGGGAGGUGGAGGAGGAGCUGGAGGAGGUGUGGCAGGCAGCCACCAGGGAGAACCAGCAAAUCAUGGAGACUCUCUGGGACUCCGGGCCCACCUGCGACAUCCCCCAUCGGGCCUUUCCCGACACUGUCCCCCCCGAGCAUCCUCUGAGCUUCCUCAGAGAUGACAAAAUUCCCAAAGCACAGGACUCAGAUGAAAAGCAUCAACAAGACCUGGAUUUCUACAGCUAGAAUAACCCAUCAAACAGGCAUAGUUUCUAUUUUUUAUUCACAAUACAGAUGGGUAUAAUAUUCAUUUAAAUUCACAAUAAAAGCACCUUCUAACUUUACGAUAGUUAUAGGUCAUCUAUUUGACAGCACAAUACUGUAAAACAUUUUUGUACAGCAACGGCAGUAAAAGCCGUGAUGUCAUUACAGUGGAGGCAAACUGAUGUCUUCAAAUGAAUUGAAGUCAUCAAAAAUUGAGAAAAGAUUUCAAUGAAUGUGAAGCGGAAAAGUAGUAGAAUUGAAUAGAAUUAAAUUGACAGAAAUGAGUAAUUUUUACACAAAUAAAACCAGAAUUUUAAGAGAAAAAUAUAAAAAUCUUCAAGGAAGUUGUCAAAUAAUGAGUAAAAAUGUAAUUUCUGGGGAAAAUGUCACAUCAAUCCAUCCAUCCAUAUCCUGAGCUGCUUCUCCUCGCUAGGGUCGCGGGCGUGCUGGAGCCUAUCCCAGCUAUCUUCGGGCAAGAGGCGGGGUACGCCCUGAACUGGUUCCCAGCCAAUCGCAGGGCACAUAUAAACAAACAACCAUUCGCACUCACAUUCACACCUACGGGCAAUUUAGUCUUCAAUUAACCUACCAUGCAUGUUUUGGGGAUGUGGGAGGAAACCGGAGUACCCGGCGAAAACCCACGCAGGCACGGGGAGAACAUGCAAACUCCACAGAGGCGAGGCCGGAUUUGAAUCCGGGUCCUCAGAACUGUGAGGCAGACGUGCUGCCGAAAACGUCACUAUAUUGUGUUUUUUUUAAAGGAUCAAUCAUACAGAUAUGAGUUAAAAACAGUAAUUUAAAGAAGUCUUAAUAUUUUGACCAUAAUAGUAUUCAUUUUCAAGGAUAGAAUCAUAAAAAUACAAGUACAAAGGUGUUAUUAUUUUAAAUAAAUGUCAUGUUACAAGAGAGAAAUCUGAUAUUUUUUUAAAAUAAAAUAUGACAAAUAUGAUUUUUAAAUAAUUAAAUUAUGAAUAAAAAACAUUUCGUUUUUAGGAAAGUAAUAUUUUGAGGAAAAAGGGUUAGUUUUUAAAGGAUAAAAUUAAGGGUAAAAAUAUGGAAUAAAAUCUUCAAAAUGUUACGACACAAAGUAAUCAUUUAUGAAGGAUGAAAUCAUAAAAGUACAAGUAUAACUGUCAUUAAACAAAUCAUAAAAUCACGAGGAAAAAAAAUGUAUAUUUCACGAAAAACGUCAUUUAAGAGAUGUCAUUUUUCAAAAAUAAAUCAAUUCUGAAUAAAAUGUGUACUAAAAAGGUAUAAUAUCAGGAUGAGAAUUUUAAUAAAAAUACAUUUUUCUGAAAUAUAAUCAUAUUACAAGAAAAUAAGUUGGACUGUUGGGGAGAUAACAUCAUAAAUUUAUGAGUCAAAAUGUGUUGUACAAGAAAGAAUACUAAAAUUAAUAAAUGUACUGUAUAUAUAAUGUGUAAUACAAAAUCAUAUGAGAAAACAUUUUUUGUUGAUAAAUUUAAUAAAAUGUCUGAGUAAUUUUUUUUUUCUUUUAAAGUUCAAAGAUGUCAUUUCAUGAGAAGAAGUUGAAAGUAGUGUACAAGAGUAAAGAAUAUUACAAGGGGAAA
This is a messenger RNA of Phyllopteryx taeniolatus (common seadragon), 4126 nucleotides long. RefSeq names its product centrosomal protein 89 (gene cep89). Gene Ontology annotation, biological process: chemical synaptic transmission; mitochondrion organization; cilium assembly. Lineage: Eukaryota; Metazoa; Chordata; Actinopteri; Syngnathiformes; Syngnathidae. Bases 261 to 2537 code for a protein of 758 amino acids. The transcript is spliced from 18 exons. The record is from RefSeq and is a predicted model, not a curated record. Gene Ontology annotation, cellular component: centriole; ciliary transition fiber.